Chrysemys picta bellii (western painted turtle) is the source of this 7740-nucleotide messenger RNA. Lineage: Eukaryota; Metazoa; Chordata; Testudines; Emydidae. The record is from RefSeq and is a predicted model, not a curated record.
GCGGGUUCGCUCGGGGCUCGCUCGCAGCAGGGGGCGGGGCUCGCUAGGGCUCGGCCCGCCUAGCCCGCAUCCGGCUCCUCCCGCGCAGGCCGGCGCAGUCCCCGCUCCGCGCCCCACGUGCCCGGCUCGCCAUGGGCUGCCUGGUGCUGCAGGACGGGGCCGUGAUCCGGGGCCGCCCCUUCGGGGCCGCGCGCUCCGCCGCCGGGGAAGUGGUCUUCCAGACUGGCAUGGUGGGUUACCCCGAAGCCUUGACAGACCCUUCCUACAAAUCCCAGAUCCUGGUGCUGACCUACCCUCUGAUCGGGAACUACGGUGUCCCGCGGGAUGAGCCCGACCAGUACGGCCUCAGCAGGUGGUUCGAGUCCAGCAAGAUCCACGUGUCAGCGCUGAUCGUGGGCGAGUGCUCACAGAUCCCCAGCCACUGGAGCUCUGUGCGCUCGCUGGACCACUGGCUGAAGGAGCAGAACAUCCCCGGGCUGGAAGGGGUGGACACCAGGGCCCUGACGAAGCGGAUCCGGGAGAAGGGGACGCUGCUGGGCAGGCUGGUGAUGGACGGGGCCCAAGAGAGGAACUUGCCCUUCGAGGACCCCAACAAGCGGCACCUGGUGCAGGAGGUGUCCGUGAAGGAGCCCAGAGUGUUCAACCCCGGCGGCUCGGUCAGGAUCACGGCUGUGGAUUGUGGCCUGAAGUACAACCAGAUCAGGUGCCUGUGCCAGCGGGGGGCGGCUGUGACCGUGGUGCCCUGGGACCACCCCCUGGACAGCGCAGAGUUUGACGGGCUGUUCAUCAGCAAUGGGCCCGGGGACCCGCUCUCGUGCUCGAAGACCAUCGCCAACCUGCGCCGUCUGCUGGCUGAGCCCCAGCCCAAGCCCGUCUUCGGGAUCUGCCUGGGGCACCAGCUGCUCGCACUGGCCAUCGGCGCCCAGACCUACAAGAUGAAGUACGGGAACCGAGGCCACAACCAGCCCUGCAUCCACGAGGCCUCCCAGCGCUGCUUCAUCACCUCGCAGAACCACGGCUUCGCGGUGGAGCCGGGCAGCCUGCCCCCGGGCUGGGCCGUGCUCUUUACCAACGCCAAUGACCACUCCAACGAGGGCCUGGUGCACCACACCCAGCCCUUCUUCAGCGUUCAAUUUCACCCAGAGCACCGGGCCGGCCCCACAGACCUUGUGGGCCUCUUUGACAUCUUCCUGGAGACUGUGCGGGACCUGAGCGCCGGCAGCCAGAACUGCAGAACAGUGCGUGAGAGGCUGCGGGAGGGGCUGGCCUACAAGGAGCCCCCGGCGGACGGGGACGUAGCCCGGCCUCGCAAGGUGCUUAUCCUGGGCUCGGGGGGCCUCUCCAUAGGGCAGGCCGGGGAGUUCGACUACUCCGGCUCGCAGGCCAUCAAGGCGCUGAAGGAGGAGAAUAUCCAGACGGUGCUGAUCAACCCCAACAUCGCCACGGUGCAGACCUCCAAGGGGCUGGCCGACAAGGUGUACUUCCUGCCCCUCACGCCGGAGUACGUCACGCAGGUGAUAAAGAAUGAGCGGCCGGACGGCAUCCUGCUGACCUUCGGGGGCCAGACGGCGCUGAACUGCGGGGUGGCGCUGACCCAGGGCGGGGUGCUGGCCCGGUACCGGGUGCGGGUGCUGGGCACGCCCAUGGCCUCCAUCGAGAUGACGGAGGAUCGCAAGGUCUUCGUGGAGAAGAUGGAGGAGAUUGACGAGCACGUGGCGCCUAGUGAGGCGGCCUCCUCCUUGGAGCAGGCUCAGGCCGCAGCCUCGAGGCUGGGCUACCCGGUGCUGGUGCGCUCGGCCUACGCCCUCGGCGGUCUGGGCUCCGGCUUCGCCAACAGCCGGGAGGAGCUGACGACGCUGGUGAGCCAGGCCUUCGCGCACACCUCCCAGGUGCUUGUGGACAAGUCCCUGAAGGGCUGGAAGGAGAUCGAGUACGAGGUGGUGCGGGAUGCAUACGACAACUGCAUCACCGUCUGUAACAUGGAGAACCUGGACCCGCUGGGCAUUCACACGGGCGAGUCCAUCGUGGUGGCCCCCAGCCAGACGCUGAACGACCGGGAGUACAACAUGCUGCGCCACACGGCCAUCAAGGUGGUCCGGCACCUGGGCAUCGUGGGCGAGUGCAACAUCCAGUACGCGCUGAACCCCGAGUCGGAGCAGUAUUACAUCAUCGAGGUAAACGCCCGGCUCUCACGGAGCUCCGCCUUGGCCAGCAAGGCGACCGGCUACCCGCUGGCCUACGUGGCAGCCAAACUGGCUCUGGGCAUCCCCCUGCCCGUCCUCAGGAACUCUGUCACCAAUUCCACCACGGCCAACUUUGAGCCCAGCCUGGAUUACUGCGUGGUGAAGAUCCCGCGCUGGGACCUCAGCAAGUUCCUGCGGGUCAGCACCAAGAUCGGCAGCUCCAUGAAGAGUGUGGGGGAGGUCAUGGCCAUCGGCCGGAACUUCGAGGAGGCCUUCCAGAAGGCGCUGCGCAUGGUGGAUGAGAACUGCGUAGGCUUUGACCACACCGUGAAGCCAGCCUCCGACGUGGAGCUGGAGACGCCCACUGACAAACGGAUCUUCGUGCUAGCGGCCGCCCUGCGAGCCGGCUACCCCAUCGAGCGGCUCUACGAGCUGACCAAGAUCGACCGCUGGUUCCUGCACAAGAUGAAGAACAUCACGGACCACGCGGUGCAGCUGGAGUCCUACCGCGAGGGGCAGAGCUCCAUGCCCCCCGACGUGCUUAAGAAAGCCAAGCAGCUGGGCUUCUCCGACAAGCAGGUGGCCUUGGCCGUGCUCAGCACUGAGCUGGCCGUGAGGAAGAUGCGGCACGACCUGAAGAUCCUACCCGUGGUGAAGCAGAUCGACACGGUGGCGGCAGAGUGGCCGGCGCAGACCAACUACCUGUAUCUGACGUACAACGGGACGGAGCACGACCUGGCCUUCCGCGAGCCCCACGUCAUGGUGAUCGGCUCCGGCGUCUACCGCAUCGGCAGCAGCGUGGAGUUCGACUGGUGCGCCGUGGGCUGCAUCCGGGAGCUGCGCAAGAUGGGCUUCAAGACCAUCAUGGUGAACUACAACCCGGAGACGGUGAGCACGGACUACGACAUGUGCGACCGCCUCUACUUCGACGAGAUCUCCUUCGAGGUGGUGAUGGAUAUCUACGAACUGGAGAGCCCCGAGGGCGUCAUCCUGUCCAUGGGGGGGCAACUGCCCAACAACAUCGCCAUGGCGCUGCACCGGCAGCAGUGCCGUAUCCUGGGCACCUCCCCCGAGGCCAUCGACUCGGCCGAGAACCGCUUCAAGUUCUCCCGCCUGCUGGACACCAUCGGCAUCAGCCAGCCCCUCUGGAAGGAGCUCUCCGACAUGGAGUCGGCCAAGCAGUUCUGCUGCAAGGUGGGCUACCCGUGCGUGGUGCGCCCCUCCUACGUGCUGAGCGGGGCUGCCAUGAACGUGGCCUACUCCGACAGCGACCUGGAGAAGUUCCUGUGCAGCGCCGUGGCCGUGUCCAAGGAGCAACCCGUCGUCAUUUCCAAGUUCAUCCAGGAGGCCAAGGAGAUCGACGUGGACGCCGUGGCCUGCGACGGCGCAGUGGUGGCUAUCGCCAUCUCGGAGCAUGUGGAGAAUGCGGGCGUGCACUCGGGGGACGCCACGCUGGUGACGCCGCCCCAGGACAUCACGCCCAAGACCUUGGAGCGGAUCCAGGCCAUUGUGCACGCCAUCGGGCAGGAGCUGUUGGUCACGGGGCCCUUCAACCUGCAGCUCAUCGCCAAGGACGACCAGCUGAAGGUCAUCGAGUGCAACGUGCGUGUCUCCCGCUCCUUCCCCUUCGUUUCCAAGACGCUGGGGGUGGACAUGGUGGCCCUGGCCACCCAGGUGAUCAUGGGCGAGGAGGUGGAGUCGGUGGGGCUGAUGACAGGCACUGGGAUCGUCGGUGUCAAGGUUCCCCAGUUCUCCUUCUCGCGGCUGGCGGGGGCAGACGUGGUGCUGGGCGUGGAGAUGACCAGCACAGGUGAGGUGGCCUGCUUUGGGGAGAACCGCUGUGAGGCCUACCUGAAAGCCAUGCUGAGCACCGGGUUCAAGAUCCCCAAGAAGAACAUCCUGCUGACCAUCGGCAGCUACAAGAACAAGAGUGAGCUGCUGCCCACAGUGCGCACGCUGGAGAGCCUGGGCUACAACCUGUAUGCCAGCCUGGGCACUGCCGACUUCUACACCGAGCACGGCAUCCAGGUGACGGCUGUGGACUGGCACUUCGAGGAUGCGGACGGCAGCGAGGCCGGGGCCAAGGAGACGCAGCGCAGCAUCAUGGACUACUUGGCCGAGAACCACUUUGAGCUGGUCAUUAACCUCUCCAUGCGCAACGCCGGGGGGCGCCGGCUCUCAUCCUUUGUCACCAAGGGCUACCGCACCCGGCGCCUGGCCGUCGACUACUCCGUGCCCCUCAUCAUCGACAUCAAGUGCACCAAGCUCUUCGUGGAGGUGCUGGGGAGGGUGUGUCCCACGCACCCUCCCCGCCCUGGCACUCAGACACUCCCAGGCACAGAGCUGGCAGCGCCAGGCGUUGCGCCAGGCCAGCCUCAGCCCCCUGGGGAAUGUUGUAUGUGCAGCGUGGGCCUGGGAGGUGCUGGGGGGCCCUGUGGGGGGGGCUGCAGGCCUGGGGCCGAUCCACACGCUGGCCCAGGCCCGGCUUGGCACCCCAUCCUGGGCCUGUCUGAGCCUGUCUCCCUGCAGCUGGCAGAGGUGGGCUCGCGCUGUGACUUCGCCCUGUUCCUGGGGGCCGCGUCUGACAACGCCGGAUCCCUGGGUCCUGUGGCUGGCGCAGCUGCCGGGCUCAAGAUGUACCUGAAUGACACCUUCUCCGAGCUCAAGAUGGACAAUGUCUCGCUGUGGAUGGAGCACUUCGAGCAGUGGCCGAGGCACCUGCCCAUCGUGGCGCACGCGGAGAAGCAGACGGUGGCAGCGAUUCUCAUGGUGGCCCAGCUGUACCAGCGCCCCGUGCAUAUCUGCCACGUGGCACGCAAGGAGGAGAUCCUGAUCAUCAAGGCUGCCAAGCAGAAGGGCAUCCAGGUGACGUGUGAGGUGGCGCCGCACCACCUCUUCCUGUGCGAGGACGACAUUGGACGCAUCAGGGAGGGGCGCGCACAGGUGCAGCCCAUGCUGGGCACCCGUGAGGACCUGGAGGCGCUGUGGGAGAACAUGGACACCAUCGACUGCUUUGCCACAGACCACGCCCCCCACACGGUGGAGGAGAAGGAAGGGAAGGAGCCACCCCCAGGUUACCCCGGCCUGGAGACCAUGCUGCCCCUGCUGCUGACAGCCGUCUCCGAGGGGCGCCUCGCCAUCGAGGAUGUGGUCAAGCGCCUCUACGAGAACCCCCGCAAGAUCUUCUCCCUGCCCGCGCAGGACGACACCUACAUUGAGGUGGACCUGGAGCACGAGUGGAUCGUCCCCAGCCACAUGGCCUUCAGCAAGUGCCAGUGGACACCGUUCGAGGGCACGAAGGUGAAGGGGAUGGUGCGGAGAGUGAUCCUACGUGGGGAGGUUGCCUACAUCGACGGACAGGUGCUGGUGCCCCCCGGCUACGGCCAGGACGUGAGGAAAUGGCCCACGGGGGCAGUGAGUGUGCCACCUCCUGCCCCAGCCAAGGAGACUCUGAAGACCCCCGAGCGCCCGAGGCACACAGUGCAGAGCGAGACCCUGCGUAGCCGAGCGUCCAGUCCCCGGCGAGCGGGGCCCGUGGGAGACGGGCGCUUCCACCUGCCGCCCCGCAUCCACCGGGCCUCAGACCCCGGCCUGCCAGCCGAGGACGUGAGAGAAAAGGCCACCAAGAAGGCCAGCGAGCCAGAUCUGGCUGUGACCCAGGACAGCUGCUGCUACCCACCGGGGCUGCUGCCGAGACAGACGUCUCCCCCGAGUGUGCCCCACCCGCAGACCUCCCCCCUGCUGCACCCGCUCGUCGGGCAGCACGUCCUCUCCGUCAAGCAGUUCACCAAGGAGCAGAUGUCCCACCUCUUCAAUGUGGCGCACAACCUGCGCAUGCUGGUGCAGAAGGAGCGGAGCCUGGACAUCCUGAAGGGGAAGGUCAUGGCCUCCAUGUUCUACGAGGUGAGCACCAGGACCAGCAGCUCCUUCGCAGCGGCCAUGUACCGCCUGGGGGGCUCUGUCCUGGUCUUCUCCGAGUCCACGUCGUCGGCCCAGAAGGGCGAGUCCCUGGCCGACUCGGUGCAGACCAUGUGCUGUUACGCGGACGUGCUGGUGCUGCGCCACCCCCAGCCGGGGGCUGUGGAGCUGGCUGCCAAGCACUGCCGGAAGCCGGUGAUCAAUGCCGGGGAUGGCGUCGGGGAGCACCCCACGCAGGCCCUGCUGGACAUCUUCACCAUCCGCGAGGAGCUCGGCACCGUCAACGGCAUGACGAUCACCAUGGUGGGGGACCUGAAGCACGGGCGCACGGUGCACUCGCUGGCCUGCCUCCUGACGCAGUACCGCGUCAACCUGCGCUACGUCACGCCCCGCGACCUCCGCAUGCCCGCCGACAUCAUCCACUUCGUAGCCUCCAAGGGCAUCAAGCAGGAGGAGUUCGACAGCAUCGAGGAGGCUCUCCCCGACACGGACGUGCUGUACGUCACCCGCAUCCAGAAGGAGCGAUUUGACUCCGUGCAGGAGUACGAGGCGUGCUUCGGGCAGUUCAUCCUCACCCCGCACAUCAUGACCAGAGCCAAGAAGAGGAUGGUGGUCAUGCACCCGCUGCCUCGCGUCAAUGAGAUCAGUGUGGAGGUGGACUCGGACCCCCGGGCAGCCUAUUUCCGCCAGGCUGAGAACGGCAUGUACAUCCGGAUGGCACUGCUGGCCACGGUGCUGGGCAGGUACUAGGGCCCCCAGCCGGGGCAGUGCUAGCGGCAGCAGGAACCUCAGUACUCCAGACCUGGUUAGCGAUGGACGGACUCACGGACGGACCCAGCUCCUUCCCCCCUACGUGCGACAGGGACUGCACUGAGCAAGGCCUCCCGCUGACCCACUCCUUCCCAGGGUGGCUGGGGUUGGGCAGCGGGCAGGGGCGUGCCAGCUGGCUGGUUGAGGCUCAGAACGGGUCAUACUUGUAUCAAGCUAGGGGGCAGAUCAGCCUGCAUGUGCUGAGGGGAGGGAGUGAUUGGGGGGGGAGGUGCCACCCCAGGGCAUUAAAACCUGCAGGGUGCCCCAUCCCCCUCCCCAGCCUCUGGGGCUUACAAGCUCCUUGGUAUCUGGGUUGGGGUGGCACCUGCUGGCUUCCCUGGGUACCUGUCGUCAUCCUCCGGCCGGGGUCCAGGGCUGGCUCCCUGCGGCAGCUGUUAGCGGAGCCCAGGCUGUUCGCCGGCCUAGCCCGCCCCCCGGCCCAUCUCCCUUCCCAGCAUCGGCAUACCCUCUGGCUCCAGCUAACCCAGGCCCCUCCUGGCCUCCUCUGCCCCUCUUGCUUCAGCCCCCUGGGGCUGUGGCUCCCCAGUCAUAGGGGUCAUGGAGAAGGAGGCAGGGGGCUCUUUUCCCCAGAUCUCCCUCCACUAGCUGCGUAGCGCCAGUGUCUUGUAGCAGGAGCUUAGUCCCCCCCCCAGCCAUGUCCCUGGGUGUGACUCUGGCCUUGAGCACAGGGAGGGGCAGAGCGCGUUCUGCCUUGGGCACUGCUGGCCCCAUGGCAGGGGGGCGAGCGGCAUCUGUUCAGCAACUUUUCUACACACACCACUGUGAACUGAAUGGUUUUCCUUGGGUUUAAUAAACCGAGCUGGAUGCA